This is a messenger RNA of Paraglomus brasilianum, 5769 nucleotides long. The record is from the annotation of a GenBank genome assembly. NCBI's taxonomy places the organism in Eukaryota, Fungi, Glomeromycota, Glomeromycetes, Paraglomerales, Paraglomeraceae.
AUGGCCACAACAACAUCCGAAACGCCGCUAGAAACUCAACAUGGACCCGAGAUAGCUAGCGAGAGCGCAGAUGAGGUGGCAUAUUCUUCCGAGGCAUUAAGUGCCGGACAUCCAUCUCACGAUGCGGAUUUGCUUCACUCAUCAGAAAUUGCAUCACCAACGAGCGCAAUACAGUCGCAUGUGAAAUUUAAUGUGAAUUUGACCUCGGUGUCAUCGAGUGCUGUAUUUAUUGUUAAUGCUUUAGAGAGUAUAGCGUCUAGCAAAGAGGCAAGGAGGAACAAGAAAUUGAAAGAGAGCGUGUCCAAAGCUUUAGAUAUGGUUCAGCAUGAUGAGAAUGGAAAAGACAGCCAAAACCUAAACAGCUUUGACGGAUAUAUAAUUUUCGAGCCUCUGCAACUAGCAUGUCAAACAGGCUCCACGACUUUAAUGAUCACGGCUCUCGACUGUAUAAGUAAACUCAUCUCUUAUAACUAUCUCAUAGAACACGACACUCGCUCUUCUACUCUGCCUCCUGAUACUACUUCACUUCCGACUGAAACCGAACACGAGAAUGAAUCCGGAGCCACACCGGCAAAAGUGGAGAAACGACUUUUGAUGGAAAUGGUGGUUGAUACAAUUUGUGAUUGUUUUGUCGGUGAGAGCACUGAUGACAAGGUCCAAUUACAAAUUGUUAAGGCUCUUUUGGCCGCAGUAUCAUCCACAACAAAUCCGAUACAUCAAACUCCUCUCCUCAAAGCCAUCCGUACAUCCUACAACAUCUUUCUACUUUCUCGUAAUUCGGCCAACCAAACCAUAGCUCAAGGCACGCUGACCCAAAUGGUUCACCAUGUUUUUAGCAGAAUAAAACUUGACGGAUUGACGGCCUCCCUUCCUUCUCCAACCUCUUCUAUUCCUAAUAGUAAUUCCAACUCGAAUUUGCCCUCUACCAUAUCAUAUGAUAACAUACUGUCCCAUACAAUCGCCUCUUCUGGGACAGCCGAGACUGAAAAUGAAGUUGGUAAAAUUGGGCAAUUGGAAGAAGGAAACGACUCUAGGGAGGAGAUUAUGAAGGCUGUUGAGGAAGAAAUGGAAGGGGUGAGAGGCGAAGAGAGUAAUGUGAAAGGCGCCCAGAUUGGAGGGAGAGGCGGUAGCGAGCGAAAGAAUAAUAGUGGGUCCGUUCCACCUUCACCUACUCAUCCACCUUUAUCACCGGCCCAGCACAUAUCUUUCACCUUUGGUCACUCCAACCUCUACGCCAAAGACGCUUUUCUCGUAUUUCGUGCACUCUGCAAGUUGUCAAUGAAACCCGUCACUUCUGAAACGUCUGAUUUAAAAUCACAUUCUAUGCGGUCCAAACUUCUCUCACUUCAUUUGAUCCUGACGAUUCUCUCGUCACACAUGCAAGUGUUCACAUCACCCAACGUGGUUAUCGUCAGUUCGUCGACCAAUGAAGCGAUUUCAUUUAUUCAAUCCGUAAAGCAGUAUCUGUGUUUGAGCUUGAGUAGGAACGCGGUUAGCCCCGUGCCGCAAGUGUUCGAGAUUAGUUUAGAGAUUUUUUGGAAAUGCAUGAAUCAAUUGAGAGUGCAUUUGAAAAAAGAAAUUGAAGUCUUCUUCAAUGAAAUCUUCUUGCCUAUUCUAGAGAUGCGUAAUUCAUCAACACAACAAAAGUAUGCUUUGCUCAACGUCCUUCUGAGAAUAUGUGCUGAUCCGCAGGCCUUGGUCGAAAUCUAUCUAAAUUACGAUUGUGAAAGAGAAGCCGUUGAUAACAUUUACGAAAGAAUUGUCAAUAUUGUAUCGAAAAUAACCACAUCGGCCUCAUCUGCCAUUGUCUCCGAUACAACAAAAGAACGUGACUCCAACUCUAUCACGUCUUCGCUUCAAAACAAUUCCGCAUCUGUAGUUAUUCCUCCAUCCCUCAGUAUUGCCUCUAUGUCUACCAAUACCAAGGCCCAACAAACCGCUGCAAAUAACGCGGCUCAACUGGCUCUCCGCGGUCAAGGUCUUGAAUGUCUCGUAUCCAUACUUCGUUCUCUUGUUGCCUGGUGCAGUAGCAAACAAUCAACUGAUAACGAGGAAGAGACUGAAAUCACAAGCAGAAAGAGCGAAGAGACAUUACAAGACACAUCAUCGCCUUUGUCGCCUAGCGCAGUUGGAACGCCCAUAAGGUCGUCGCCUACGUCAUCGACAAUGUCUGUGGGUUCGUCGUCGCAAAGUAGUAACAUAGAAAAGACGAAAGCUAUGGAUGAUCCCGAACAAUUUGAAAGAUCAAAGCAAAGGAAACAAGUACUGCAAGAAGGCAUCAGAAAAUUUAAUUUCAAACCCAAAAGGGGUAUUGAAGCUCUUAUCGCUUCGGAUUUUAUUUCAUCUUCUGAACCGAUUGAAAUUGCAAAAUUCCUACUAACUACAGAAGGAUUGAAUAAAACAAUGAUUGGGGAGUACCUUGGAGAGGGCAAUACUGAGAACAUUGCAAUCAUGCAUGCUUUUGUUGAUAUGAUGGAUUUUACAUCUACAAAGUUUGUGGAUGCAUUGAAGAAAUUUUUGCAAAGUUUUAGGUUACCUGGUGAAGCGCAAAAGAUUGAUAGAUUCAUGUUAAAGUUUGCUGAAAGAUAUGUCGAUGGGAAUCCCAAGGAAUUUGCUAAUGCUGAUACUGCCUACGUUCUCGCAUACUCGGUAAUAAUGCUCAACACUGAUCUCCACAACCCGCAAAUAAAACGUCGGAUGACCAAACAAGAAUUUAUCAAGAACAACCGUGGCAUUAACGAUAAUGCUGAUCUACCCGAGGAACUGCUCUCGGCUAUUUACGACGAAAUACAGAAUAAUGAAAUAAAAAUGAAAGAUGAGCAAGAUGCUGCUUUGAUGCAACAUGCUGUUCCGCCGUCAAGUGGAGGUAUUGCUGGUUUAGGAAGUGCAUUGGCAAAUGUAGGAAGAGAUUUCAAGAGAGAAGCUUAUGUUGCUGCGUCGGAGGAGAUGGCUAACAAGACCGAGAACCUCUUUCGUUCGAUGGUUCGAGCUCAACGAAGAGGUAUAUACACGGCAAACACGACUUUCUACUCUGCCUCGCAAAUCGAACACGUACGCCCUAUGUUCGAAGUAGCCUGGAUGCCCGUUCUUGCCGGUCUCUCUGCGCCUUUACAAGAUACAGAGGAUCUUGAGACAGCCAACUUUGCCAUAGAAGGAUUUAAGCUUGCCAUUCGUAUUGUCUGUCUGUUUGAUAUGGAAUUAGAACGUAACGCAUUUGUGACUACAUUAUCCAAAUUUACAUUUUUGAACAAUCUGGGGGAGAUGAAACCAAAAAAUGUGGAAGCUAUUAAAACAUUGUUAGGAAUUGCAUUGAUCGAGGGAAAUAGUUUGAAAGGGUCGUGGAGGGAAGUUUUGACCUGUGUGAGCCAGUUAGAAAGGUUUCAACUAAUUAGUACGGGAGUUGAUCAGACGACAGUGCCUGAUUUAUUUAAUGCUAGGAAACAACCGAGGAAGCAAUCGGUUGAUGAAAAAUCAAGAAGAACUUCGCUGUCCAGAAGGCUGUCGAAACCAUCCCCAUAUGUUGUUUAUGCGGAAGACGUGGCAUUGGAGAGUCGUUCUUCGCAGGUGGUUGUUGCUGCGGAUAAAAUCUUUAGUACCAGUCCUAAACUCUCUGGGACAGCUAUCGUUGAAUUUGUGCGUGCUCUGAGUGAUGUCUCAUGGGAGGAAAUUCAAUCUUCUUCGAUGACUGAGCAUCCGCGAAUUUUUAGUCUUCAAAAGUUGGUCGAAAUUUCAUAUUAUAAUAUGAGCCGCAUUCGUAUGGAAUGGUCUAAAAUGUGGCAGAUACUGGGAGAGCAUUUCAAACAGGUCGGAUGUCAUCCAAAUGUGAACGUCGGAUUUUUUGCAAUUGAUUCUCUUCGGCAAUUGUCAAUGCAGUUCUUGGACAAAGAGGAACUACCUCAUUUCCAAUUCCAAAAGGAUUUUCUGAAACCAUUCGCUUACAUUCUGGCUAAUAAUCCUAACAUUGCUAUUAAGGAUAUGAUAUUGAGAUGCAUGCAGCAGAUGGUGCAAGCGAGAUCCCAAAAUCUUAAAUCUGGUUGGAAGACAAUGUUUGGAGUAUACGCUGCUGCUGCCAGAGAGAACAAUGAGUCUAUCGUAUUGAUGGCAUUUGACUUGGUUAAAGGAUUAUUUAACAACCAUUUUGAAGCAGUUGUAUCGAAUAGUACUUACCCUGACUUGAUGGUGUGUUUGUGUGAAUUCUGUAAGAAUAAUAACUACCAAAAGAUCAGUCUUCAAGCGAUCGAACUCAUUUCUCAGUCAUUGUUAAAGAUGUUGGAAUAUCCAAAAUACCACAUCACAGCCACUGUUCUCUCUGCUGACGGUAUAUCGACAGAGGGCAAAUUUAUCACGAAUGAUGAUCCAUCAUUUAAAUUUUGGUAUCCCGUAUUAUUUGGAUUUCAUGAUGUCCUCAUGAAUAGUGACGAUCUUGAAGUUAGAACAAGGGCAUUGAAUUACUUAUUUGACACAUUGAAGAAAUAUGGGCUUAGAUAUUCUGAAGAGUUCUGGGAUGUAAUCUGUAGACAAGUUCUAUUUCCUAUAUUUGGUGUAUUAAAAUCGAAAUCGGAUGUUUCCAAAUUUGCCAACCAGGAGGAUAUGAGUGUUUGGUUAUCGACUACAAUGAUACAAGCACUUCGAAAUUUAGUUGAUCUCUUCACUUACUACUUCGAGACACUUGGAAAUAUGAUAGAGGGCAUUUUAGAUUUGUUGGGUUCGUGUUUAUGUCAAGAAAACGACACUCUGGCAAGAAUAGGCAGUUCUUGUUUGCAACAACUUGUAGAAGAUAAUACAAACAAGCUGAAUUACAGUCAUUGGUGUAAAUUGAGUCAGAUGUUUGCGCGGUUAUUUAAAAGAACAACACCGUAUAAACUACUGGAUGAUGCUCAUCAUUACAGAAACGCAGCAAAGAAGAUUGUCGAACAGAUAGCCAAACAAGAAAUCGAGAGCAAAGAUGGGAACGAUAACAAAGAUGAUAACGAGAAUAUCAACGAUAAUAAGAAUGGGAAAGAGAGAGAGCGAAUAAAAAGCAGCGACGAAUCGGAACACUCAAAUGGUCGAAGCUCUGUCUUGGAAAUUGGUGUUGAGUCUCAUUCAACCAUUUCUACUAACGAGGUUCUACUCAGAAAACAAGAUAAUCUAAAAAUCGAAUUAAGUGAAGAGAGGAAAGAAGAGUUUAAUGAUAUAAUAGUCAAAUGUAUCCAGCAAAUAGUGUUGAUUGAUACUGUCAAAGAAUUAAUUGGCAAAGACUCUGUGUAUGAAGCAAUGCCAGUUGAUCAGAUAUUAGUAAUUGCAGAGUGUUUGCACCAAAGUCAUUUGUUUGCAAGGAAGUUUAAUGCGAGAAUGGAUGUUAGGAUCGCUCUGUGGAGGAUUGGCUUCAUGAAUCAGUUACCCAACCUAUUGAAGCAAGAGACAAUUAGUGCAAUUUGUUAUUUUGAAUUUCUCACUAAGCUGCGGAAAGAAGAUGAUGACCGCCUUUUAUCAAAGAAGGAUGAAGUAAAGAACAAACUUGUCUCAUUUAUAUCCCAUAUAUUAAAACAAUUCUCAACGAUGGAGCCAGACACUCAGAACAAGAACGUGCUUGCAUGGUCAUCCGUCGUCACUUCAGUCCUUGAAGCAUACAUCGAUUUGGAAGACGAUGAUUUUCGCCAUUAUCUCUCUGAAAUAUAUCCAGACGCAAUAAACCUCUUAUCCCGUGAGAUUUCUUCAGACGUGCGGAUGGCAUUACACAACUUUCUCCUUCGUACCGGAUUAUUAUAUAAUAUCGUCCAGGAUUAA